AUGGCGCGAUUUCCGCAAACCACCUCCGCGCAUGUCUACGAAGAUGUCUUUGAAGACUCCGCCGACGAGGACGAACAAGCCCAAGCCCACAACCCAGGCUACUCACCAGUCAUCCUAGACUGGAUCGACCGUUUCUGGGAAGAAGACUUCGAUUCCCCCAAUCCCGCACACGACCAAGCCAUCGCCUUCUCCGCCGCCUUAACCGCUCAAUCCACAACUGGCGCCAACUUCUUCCGCGCGCGAGAACCAGAAAUUUCACCUCGAGAAAUAGGUCUCAAAGACAAACAGGCGGUUGAACACGCGCAACGAUACGAUCCCCUUGCCCUCGAGGCGAGAAUUCGAGGUGUUGAGAUUGAAAGAAGGAGGGUGGAGAAUUCUAAACCUGUUGUGAUGAAAGAAGAGCAGCCUGUGCGACAGAAACCUGCGGCGAAUGCUCCUGCUAAAGUUCACGAGGCUAUUACACUUGCUGCGAGUCGUUUUUGUGAGGAUAGUGAGGAUGCUAUACGCAUGCUUAAUACUCUGGCUAUGCAACGGCCGGAUUUGAAGUUGGAGUGUGCGCUUGAGAAGGAGAGGUGGGCGGCCAGACGGAGUGUGGCGAAGAGGCGGGCUGAGAAGGAGGAGAAGGGUGAGGUGAUCCCGAACUCAUCGAUCGAAGGACCGAAGAUCAUGGUGUACUGCCAGUACAUCGGUAUCAGCACAAGGUUGGUGUUCCUCAUUAUUCUGCUCUUCGUUUCCGGCGGACAGGCAAAUCUCGACACGAUCAUUUCUUCGCCACUCGGGGUGAUCGUCGGCUGCAUCUUUCUUGGGAAUAGUGUGGCAUUCAAUGCGAUCACUGCUGCUUUUGUACCUGGUAGUGGCUCUGGGAGUCAGCGACGGUAUGUCUUCCAAGGUAGUCGGACAUUGCCCGAGCAUGCUUUUGCUCUUCCCACGUGGCUUGGAUGGGCUGCGAACAUUAUCGGACUGGAGUACACGGUUUUCACCACGGUCCUCUUCGUCUUCCCUCCCUGA
Messenger RNA from Pseudocercospora fijiensis CIRAD86, 1008 nucleotides. RefSeq lists its product as uncharacterized. Lineage: Eukaryota; Fungi; Ascomycota; Dothideomycetes; Mycosphaerellales; Mycosphaerellaceae. The transcript has 3 exons. The coding region runs from base 1 to 1008 and encodes 335 amino acids. The record is from RefSeq and is a predicted model, not a curated record.